AUGACCUCGUUCGUACUGCUCGUGGCCGCACUGGCCGACGCAGGUCAGCCUCCCUCGCCGCCCAAUCGGCCGUCGAACCGGCCUGUGCACCGCGGCGCCGCGGCGUUCCGGCGGCAGGUGGAGCAGCAGCACCCGGCAGUGCUGGUGGUUGGCGGGCUGGGUCUGCAGGCUGCGGUGCGUUCGGUGGCGCGCGGGCGGCCGCCGCCGCUGCGCGAGAUCAUCGGCCAGCGCGAGGAGGCGGCGCUCGUUUCCGAGGCGCCUCCCGGCUUUGCGAGCCUGGUCGGCCGCGCUGUCGUGCUUGCUCUGAUCUUCUCUCCGCCGAUGCUGCUCUCGUGGCUGGCGUGGCUGUGGCCCUUCUUCCGCAACCGCGUCUGGUACCGCAUGCUCACCGCCUCGCUCGCGCGCGCCGGCACCGCCUUCAUCAAAUGGGGACAGUGGGCGUCGUGCCGGCCGGACGUCUUUCCGACGGCCAUGUGCGCCGCCCUCGCGUCGCUGCACUCGCAGGCGCCACGCCACGGCUGGAGGCACACCGAGCGGGAGGUGCGCGAGGCGCUCGGCGCACCCGUCGACCAGCUGUUCGAGGACUUUGAGCGACGGCCGAUCGCCUCGGGCUCCAUCGCCCAGAUCCACCGCGCGGUCUGGUUGAACCAGACGGUGGCCGUCAAGGUGCGCCACCCGGCGGUCGCCCGCACCUCCCUUCUCUGCUACUACACCACCCAAGGAGCUGAACCCACACUGGAUUCGAGACUCUGGAGGUAUGGGACACGUAGGCUCGACAUCGAGGCAGAGCACUUGCGCCGCUUCGGCUGGAACUUCGCCGCGUGGCGCGACGUCCGGUUCCCGCGCGUGCUCGCCGCGAGUGAGGCCGUCCUCGUCGAGUCGUACGAGGCUGGAGAGCUCGUCUCCACCUACACCACCGACCUCACCCUCGGCGUCUCCUCCGGCAGCGGCGGCGCCGACCCCCUCUCGCGGGAGGAGGCGCACUUUGUGGUGUCGCGCGGCGAGGACCUCUACCUCAAGAUGCUCCUGCUCGACAACCUGAUGCACGCCGACCUGCACCCGGGCAACAUCCUGCUCCGCCGGGCGCGGAGGUACGGCCGCAACUCGCUCGCGCUCCUCGACGUCGGCAUGGCGGACGCGUUCAUCGGCUUCCUGAACGCGAUGGGCGCGGGCGACGGCGCCGCCGCCGCCCGGUUCGGGGAGGUGCUGCGCGGCGUGCUGGCGCUCGUGCGCGACCGCGGCGUCGCGAUCGACGCAAACUACAUGACCCUCGUCACAAACGUCCUCUGCCUCGAGGGGAUGGCGGGCACGCUCGUCCCAGAGUACAACGUGCUCGACGCCGCCCGCCCGCUGCUCGAUGCCCACCGCGCGCUGCCGCGCCCCCUCUUCCGGCUGGCGAUGCCGCUCGUCGCCAGCUUGAAGCGAGUCAAGGACCGCGUGUGCCGAUGAGCCGCGCGCCCGUAGCGCGCCCCCGGCGCUGCGCACUAGCGCGGAAUGAUCUCGACUCCUCGCCUCGCGCGUGUACGGCUGUUGCGCUGGCCCGACAUCCGUCGAUCUGUGUCUCGCGCGCUGCGCGACGCCUCACAUCCCUUUCGUCGUUUUCGGUUUGUCGUUUGUGUUUACCAGUACCUUCCACGA
Emiliania huxleyi CCMP1516 is the source of this 1638-nucleotide messenger RNA. RefSeq names its product putative ABC1 family protein. NCBI's taxonomy places the organism in Eukaryota, Haptophyta, Isochrysidales, Noelaerhabdaceae. The transcript is spliced from 7 exons. The record is from RefSeq and is a predicted model, not a curated record. Gene Ontology annotation, biological process: protein phosphorylation. The coding region runs from base 1 to 1449 and encodes 482 amino acids. Gene Ontology annotation, molecular function: ATP binding; protein kinase activity.